UGGCAUUGCAUUCGUUCUGUCACAUACAGUCUGAGUCAUUACAGAAUACUUGAUGUUUAUCACUAAUCACAACAAACAGUGAAUUGUUGUCAUCUCAUAGAACUCGGUCGUUUGGCCGGUAUUUCCUACGGAAUCGUUUUAUAACAACGUGAUAGAACAUUUUUAUCGCAUUCAAAUUAUUCGCUUUGCAAAGUGUAAAUCGCAUUGAAUAGAUUAAAACGGAGCGUUUUGUGUGUCAAUUGCGAGUACUUGUUUGUUGUUCUGACAUUUGGCCAUCAAGGACACAGAAAGAAAUGGACAGUGACGACGGAUAUUCGGAUUAUGAACCGGAUUAUGAGCCAGAACCAUGGGAUGAUUUAGAUAUUAGUGUUUCAGUUGCCAAACCACCGCCAUUUGAACAUCUCACCACUGACGAUAUCGUGAAACUGAUGAACCAAUACAUUGAACAUGUUAUUGCCAUUGUAAAGAUGCCAGCAACAACCACACGAAUCCUAUUGAGCCACACAAAAUGGGAGAAACAAGUUCUAUUGGACAAACUGACAGCGGAAAAUUGUAAUGAAUUUUUCGAAAAGGCGAACGUUCUCAAUCCGUUUACUGAAAACAGCCAAAUUCAACAGUCAACGGAUGAAUUGCACGAAUGCAACAUUUGUUUCAUGGAACCAUCGCAAGAUGAAAUUCUGGACUUGGGCUGUGGUCAUACGUCCUGUAAGGAUUGUUGGCGUCAGUAUUUAAUGCACCAAAUUAUUGAAGUCGGUAAAUCCGACUUAAUUCGCUGCCCUGCUACAAAGUGUGACGUUGUUGUUGACGAUGUCACUGUUAUGCAGUUGCUUUGUGAUGAAAAAGCAAAGCAAAAGUAUCAAUAUCUGAUGACCAACAGUUUUGUCGAGCACAAUCGUUCAUUACGUUGGUGUCCAUCACCAGGUUGUGUUUUGGCAGUUAAGGUAAAUCAGCUGUUGGCAUACCAAAAGAAUUGCACCUGCAAAUGUGGUUACAACUUUUGUUUCCAAUGCGGCGAGAGCUCUCACGACCCGAUUCCAUGUGCAUUAAUGGAAAAUUGGCGAAUGAAUUCCAACGAUUUGAACAUUGAAUACCUCACAAAAUACACGAAAGAAUGUCCCAAAUGUUAUGCGGUCAUUGAAAAGAAUGGCGGUUGUAAUCGAAUGAUAUGCCGAAAAUGUGAGCAUCCAUUCUGUUGGCUAUGCUAUGGUCCAAUGGAAACAUAUGAUCACCAGUGCAAUACGUACAAAGACGAGGACACAGACCGAUCCGAUCGACACCGGUGGCAGCAUUACUUCACACGUUAUUCGUUACAUUCAAAGUCAUUGAAAUAUGAAGAAAAAUUGACUGACGGCGCAAUCAAAUCUAAAAUGGAUGACAUGCAAGAGAUGGGAAAGUCUUGGAAUGAGGUACAAUUCUUAGUAAAAGCGGUGGACAUUUUAUGCGAAAGCCGUAAGCAAUUGAUGUUUACAUACAUCUUUGCAUACUACAUUGAAGACCACAAUCAGAAAACCAUAUUUGAAGCCAACCAAAAUGACUUGGAGACAGCCACCGAGGCGCUAUCGCAAUAUUUAGAGCAAAAUACCACGAAAGAUAACAUUGCGGAGAUCACCAUUAAUGUUAUGGAUAAAUCAAGUUACUGCGAACGUCGGCAGAAGGCCAUGCAGGAGCAUAUUUUCGACGGUUUUGAACAUGAUUGGUGGUCAUUCGCAACGAAUCUCUGGUCUCGACUGAAACAAAUGAUGUAAAUGUACAGGGCUAUAGCCGAAAUUGUGUGUCGCACAAAAAUCAGAUCUUUCAUGUAAAAUAAAAACAAAGAAGAGAUGUAAUUCCAGAAGUACAAUUGUUAGGUUAUGCAGCCUUGUCCAUAUGCAGCAGAUAAAUCACAAUAAUAUUGGAAGACUGAUUAAUAAAGUUCGAAUUUCUAAUUUAACGUAGAAUUUGGCACUACAAAUCUUCCAAAAUAGAUCAAAUCAAAUAUUUCUUGAAAAAGUGUACCUAAACGUUUACCUUAAGGGUCGACAAGACUAGGAGAACAAACAUCCAGUAUCAGGGAUUCUACUAACUAAGUGAACAGCUGAAUAUAAAACAAGUUAUUUUAGUGAUAAAAAAAAACAUGAGAAAAUGUAAAGAACACAAGUUCAUUGUUAUUUUUCGAACGAUUUCAGUUUAGAUUGUAAAAAUGAUGAAAAUAUUAUGAAAUCGAAAUGAUGUUCAACCAUAAAAAACCGCUUGUUUCUUGAUUUUCUAGCUCUUUACUUUACAUAAUCACGAUGUAGAUCAUUCAUCUGUUGAAUGAGAUGGAAUUUUGGUUCUGAUCCAACGUACUUCACCAACUACUUUGAAUCCAAGCUUUGCGAACAAUGAGAGGGCGUAUUAUGUUCAUAGAUAUCAGCAUAAACGUCAUAGCCCAUUGCAGCAUUUUUCCUCGAAAGAAAUCUCGUAACCAAAGAUCCAUAUCCAAAGCCAUAAUAUUUUUCAUCCGUUUGCAAUGCACCAAGUAGUCCGUUUGGGUACCUAGAAUCACAGUUUGGUUUCGAUAAUUUUUAAUUAAAAUGGAAUUCGAUGAAAUCGUUUUUUUAAUCGUUAUCAUCUUCUUCUGAUAAACAAUACAACACCAUCGUAUCGUCAUAAGUAAUCGCAACAUCAGCUUUCUGCAGCGCACCUCUGGCUAUAGGCUUUUGAUUAAUCGAAAGAGAAUAUCAUAGGAUUCAUUGUGGGUAUCCGCGUAAGUACUGCUACCGUCCUGAAAUGCCUUUCAACUUUAAAUUUCGAUCAGAUGGAAGUUCCAUCGGAAAAAUCACCAUUUAGGCAGUAAAACUUGACAUCAAUCACGUUCGAAUCUUGUUCAAACCAUCGAAUAUAAUUAAUCAAUUGCUACAGAAGCAAGAAAACCAUUGGAUGCUUUUUUAUAUAGAUUCUUCAAUGUUGCUAGAUGUUUUUGGCUAAUUUCCACCAAAUUAUCUGUCAUGUUGGCUUUUGAUACGUUUUUCAACAGAUUCCCUAUUAUUGCAAUUUAUACGUAAAAUCAAACAAACAUGAGCACACUGAAUACACUGAUUCUCAAGUUCAAUCGAGCGAGUUCAAAUACCAUUCAAUCUCAAUGCUUCACCCGCUCCUUCAUAAUUCAAUUAUCUCUUUCAAUUCAUCCUAUUGAGAUAUCAUUCAUACUAUGUCUGCUGAUAACGACACAAGCAAACGAAGAAAGAAUCACUAUUGGAUCUUAUGUAAUUAAAAUCUAAUACAGUUUUGUUGUGAAACUUGGUAAAUUGUGAUUGUUUUCCUGAAAAAUAAAUUAAACUCACGAAUUAUGACGAAACGCGUAUAUUUUAUUGUUUAUUUCUGUUCAUAAAGAGGUUUUACAAUUGUUCGAACAUUCGUUAAACAGGUGUUGGUUGUAAAUGCAAGUUAAAAUUAUAAACAGUGGGUUGGAAAUGUGAUAUUGGAUAAAAACUAUGUGUUCCUAUUUUUCAAGAGGAAUUUGCUGAGAUGAAAAAAUAUUCCUGUAAUCUGUGGAAAUAUUCGUCGAUCAUUUUUAUUAAUUUUUUUAAAUUUUCUGACUAGUACAUCCAAUUCUUGAUAAAUUUCCAAAGUUUUGAAUUUUAAUCUAGUUUUCGUUUCUUUAGUAUGUUAUGGAUUUAAAAAUUGAAACCACUCUAAUAUCUAUGAAAACACGCUAAGCACUACGAUAUCCAUAAAACACCAAGGAAAAUUAUUUGUUGCAUAAAUUCUUGACCUUAAUCUAUUGCAAAAAGCGUGGACGUUUGUCUGUUUAACCUGAAUUGCUGCUAAAGGCUGCGUUGCAUCAGUUCGGAAAACCGACUAGCUGUUGUACCAUUGUAACUUACAAUUUGUAAGAGCAGGAACUAUUGUUUUGAGAGCCAUUUAUAUCUCGUUUAUUUUAAAUUUGUAUCAAUGUUGUGUAUAUUUUGAUUAAAUGAAGCUUUUUGUGGCAGUUCUACAGCUACACAUAAAAAAGCAAUAGCUUUCAGUAUUGAGUCUAUUGACCAUGGGAAGAAAUUUGUUUAAACAAAAAAAUAAAAAGUAAAAUAAAAACAAAAACAAA
Molecule: messenger RNA, 4063 nt
Organism: Sitodiplosis mosellana (orange wheat blossom midge)
Lineage: Eukaryota; Metazoa; Arthropoda; Insecta; Diptera; Cecidomyiidae
Product: E3 ubiquitin-protein ligase ariadne-1-like
Exons: 8
Coding region: 294-1745 (483 amino acids)
Biological process (GO): ubiquitin-dependent protein catabolic process; positive regulation of proteasomal ubiquitin-dependent protein catabolic process; protein polyubiquitination
Cellular component (GO): ubiquitin ligase complex; cytoplasm
Molecular function (GO): ubiquitin protein ligase activity; zinc ion binding; ubiquitin conjugating enzyme binding
Source: RefSeq, a predicted model, not a curated record